ACUUAUUAUAGUUAUAAUUUUGAAUAGUUUUAAAAUGGAAUGUAGAACAUAAAACGCUUCUGUAAAUUUGGAAAUUUUAUAGAAAAUUCUAGGGCAAUUAUUUGAUAAAUUGUUGCAUGUUGAAGAGGAACAAUAUAAUUCAUAAUUUCUGUUAUUAGGAGAAUUUCAAACAUUUUGAGUAUUCGGAGUUAUAUCGAAACAUUCAAAAUGCAGAACUUGCAUGAUUUAGCUAUGUUUCGUUUUAAUUUCUGGCAUAAACCAUUCUUGUCACCUCCUGCAGCUCAUCAGCCGUUUCCACCAGGAAUGGAAAGUACGUCGUUCAUACCGAACCCGCUGGGUGCACCAGCUUUGAUGGUACUGGCAUCAACAGCUGAAAAUCAUGAGGGUGCGCGAAUAACUGGGGCACCUAGGUUUAACAGCCCUGAAAACAAGGAGUCUGCACCACAGUUUAGUUCGGCAAAUUACACAAUGUAUCGCCCAGGGGAACAUUUUCCAGCACCAAUUUAUGCACCGGUUCACCCAUUUGUUCGAUCUGCUACAGAAAGGUCUGGGGUUCGACUCAUGCACCCUGCAGGGAGCAGUGCUUUUAGGCCACUGACAGAAAAUCCAGAACAAUACCACUCGGCAUUUUCUCCUGCUAAGCGACCAAAACCAGAAGAUUUAUCAACCAAAAAUUACACCUCAAAUAUAGAGACAAAUGAAAACAUUGGAAAUAAUGACUUUGCAAGAGAUCUGUCAAAAGAAGACCGGCCAUCUAGUUUAAGUUCUGUCAAUUAUGACACAAAUUCUGAGACGCAUUCAGAGACAGGCGAGGGAGAUCGUCAGACACCAGAUUCAGAGGGCCGUUCAUUAAGAAAGCAAAGGAAGAAAUUGAUACUAGAUGGGCAGACUCCACAUUGUCCGAUAUGUGGACUGACGUUGCGUCCGGGGGAAACUGAGACACAUCUGCAAGUGGAGCUAGAAAAGCUGGAUAAACUCUCCGCUAGAAAUGUCAGAAAGUCCAGGGAAAAUACACCACAAGGCAGAAAGACAUUACCAUCUCCAUCUGGAAAUCGAGGGAAGGAUUCACCUGGUGUAGGGGCAGCUUCACAAGCCAGAUACGAGAAUUAUUUACGGAUCCAGAAUAACAGACAGGCAAGACUUGGUGUUAGAAGUCGAACACGCAAGAAGAAGUUAGAGGAAACUGUUUGUCCUGUGUGCAAUAAGAAAGUAUCUGGAACUCCAGAGGAAUUGAAUGAACAUGUUGAACUCUGUCUGAAAAAGCGUGAUGACGAGCUAGAGCCGGUUGAUGUGGAAGCAGAUAAUGAACAAUACGAGGAAUACACAUGGGCAGGACAGACUCGCAUACGAGCUUCAUCUAUGUUAGAUGGCGGCUAUGCUGGUUCAGGAUUUCAGAUAGCCAGCUGCAGCAGCCAGGGUCAGGAUGAGGACUGUGAUCUCAAUGUUGAUGAUGAUGAUUCAGAAAAAUAUGGCAAACCUCAAUACAGUGAAGUGGAUGUGAUACCUUGUGCUUCUGAUGAGCCAAAUGAAGACAGGGAAAGAGAGGCCCUGAGAGGGGCAUUUUUAAGUACCGCUGAUGCUCCGACCAUUCUAAAGAGUCACAGUCGACUAACAAAUACAGAUAUAGAAGGUGCUUAUAAUCCCGAGGAUAGUGUAUCAUCACAUAUAAAGUGUGAGCCUCAUGAUGACAAGGAAUCAGUAGAAGUUGGUGGUUCUGCUGGACAAAUCAUCACGGCAUUGAGAUGUCGCCUCAAGGAGAAAGACGAGAAACAGAUCUCGCCAAAAUGUCUCAUAUGUAUGGAGCCGUAUAACAAACCAGUGGCAUCAACUCAGUGUUGGCAUGUACAUUGUGAAGAAUGCUGGCUUAGAACAAUGGGAGCUAAAAAGUUGUGUCCUCAGUGUAACAUGAUAACAUCACCAGCAGAUCUACGCAGAAUCUAUUUAUGAGAAUACUGGCCAGUCUAGGAAUCCAUAGUCAAGGUCUUCUUGUACAGGAAUGUCUAUACUGCUCUCGGGGAAUGAAUUUACUGGCACAGACUAGAGAAAAGCUGACAUAUAGAGGGUUUCUCCACCUGAAAUUAAUAACAAGGAUGUCUUGAAAAUGGAUCUACGCAGCAAUAUGUGAAAGCUUUUUUUUCACAAGCUGGUAGAAUAAGACAUAGGUGAACAGUUCCUGCAACACUUCUAUGAUCUGUGAAGAAAUUGUAAUGCAAGUCUGUUUGAAGCAAGAGAUGAUUUGCACUAGUACAGAACACCUCGGACAGUAUAGUUUUAGUAGAAACGAUAAUGAGUCAAAAUGAGUUUAAUCUGUUCGACUCUUUGACACAACAAAAUGGUCCAAUCUCUGAUAUAUGGUACCCUUUAAGACUUGAUUUUUUUAUAGAUUUUACAGUGCUCUCUUAUUUUCUUUAAUGGGUCUGAAUGUUAAGUUGUUUUUUUCUGUUGAAUAAUCUUGACCAUUAUUUGGUGUGUAAAAUUAGAGAUUGUUUUGUAUUUAUGUUUUUUGUUAAAAUGUAUACAAAAUAGUACAUAUAUUAAAUGAAUGAAAUUCA
Mercenaria mercenaria is the source of this 2552-nucleotide messenger RNA. RefSeq names its product E3 ubiquitin-protein ligase Rnf220-like. The record is from RefSeq and is a predicted model, not a curated record. Bases 208 to 1947 code for a protein of 579 amino acids. Gene Ontology annotation, molecular function: ubiquitin protein ligase activity; metal ion binding. The transcript has 13 exons. Gene Ontology annotation, biological process: protein ubiquitination. Lineage: Eukaryota; Metazoa; Mollusca; Bivalvia; Venerida; Veneridae.